This is a messenger RNA of Postia placenta MAD-698-R-SB12, 354 nucleotides long. RefSeq lists its product as hypothetical. The coding region runs from base 1 to 354 and encodes 117 amino acids. The transcript has 2 exons. The record is from RefSeq and is a predicted model, not a curated record. NCBI's taxonomy places the organism in Eukaryota, Fungi, Basidiomycota, Agaricomycetes, Polyporales, Adustoporiaceae.
AUGGGUCUCGAGCAAGGACAUGAAGAUCAUCAGCUGGCAGAGUCGGAUGCUGGACGCUCGGGAUCAGGGUUGCAGUACGAGGACGAUACGUGGCGGCCAUUGGCGCAGUCGCGCAAGGAGCUGGGCGCGGCGGUGAGGGCAGAGAAGGGCGGGGCAUGGCCAGAGCUGGGCGGCGAGGCAGUUCAAGCCCUGGACGGUGGCGGCGGUUGUUUGCGCUCGGUGGCGCCAACUGGUCUGGUGAUCGCUUCUUCCCGCGCCUCCUCUUUGCCAUUCCCCUCUCUUGCUCCUCCUCCUCCUCCUCAUCGUCUCCCCGCCGUCCUCGUCGUCCUCGCCGUCCCCGUACUCGCCCAGUAA